GCACACAAAUACACCUUGCUUCAUUCUGCAAGCUUCUGUCAAUAUUUUUUGGACAGGAGAGGUGGUUAAAGAUCAAAGAUCAGAGGGCUUGGAUAUUAAAAGGGCCCAGCAAUUGCUGGGGAAACUAGGAAGGACCACAGUGGGAGAAGAUAAUCUCUGCUGAAGUUGCACCAUGGAUCUUAUGCACAGUGCAGGAAUCCAGGCCACCAGCUAUCUCCAAGAGAAUUUCAUGGACUUUCAGGACUGGUUUCUCUUCAUCUCAACAGUAGCUGAUCUCAGAACAACUUUUUUCUUCUUCUUUCCUAUCUGGUUCCAACUGAAGGAAGCAGUGGGAAUCCGAAUCAUCUGGGUAGCUGUCAUCGGCGAUUGGUUCAACCUUGUUUUCAAGUGGAUCCUCUUUGGAGAAAGGCCCUACUGGUGGGUACAUGAGACAGAUUUCUAUGGCAAUGUAACACCCCCAGUAAUCCGCCAGUUUCCCAUUACCUGUGAAACUGGCCCAGGUAGUCCUUCUGGUCAUGCCAUGGGGUCUUCUGGGGUCUACUAUGUCAUGGUGACAGCACUGCUUUCACAACUACUGCCACAGAAGCGAAACACCUUGAGAGGCAGGUGGCUCCAUGGUCUUUUUUGGGCAGGAUUCUGGGCUAUACAAGUCUGUGUCUGCUUGUCCCGAGUGUUCAUUGCUGCACACUUCCCACACCAAGUGAUUGCUGGUGUUAUUUCAGGAUUACUGGUGGCUGUGAUUUUUGAACAAGUCCAUUCCAUCUACACUGCCACCUUCACGCGAUACGUUGGAACCAUUGGUUUCCUCUUUGGUUUUGCCCUAGUCUUCUACCUGUUGCUGAAGAUGCUGGGUGUAGAUCUCUUAUGGACAAUUGAGAAGGCCCACAAGUGGUGUGAACAGCCUGAAUGGGUCCAUAUUGACACAACCCCUUUUGCCAGUCUGUUAUGCAAUCUGGGCAUUUUGUUUGGUCUGGGAUUUGGACUCAACUCCCCAAUGUAUGCAGAAAUGUCCAGAGGGAAGCCAAGCCAAGGGCUGAUCUUCCACUUCAGUUGCAUUGUUUUUUCACUGUUAAUCCUGCACCUGUUUGAUUCCUUUGAAAUACCCACUGAUCAGGAGAUCCUCUUUUACAUUCUCUCAUUCUGUAAGUGCACUUGUGCCCAUAUCUGUGCAGUGGCCCUCAUCCCCUAUAGCAUUUUCUGCCUCCUUCAGCAGACAGACAAGAAAGAUUCAUAAAGGAACAAAUAUCCUGCUGUAGAGCUACUUUGGACAUGUAUCUUCAACUCUGAAGACUAAAGGUUUAUAAACUAAAAUAUGUUGUUGUCUGUUUCGUGAAUGAUCAAACAGAGACUUAAUCCCUUCCAUGCACUGAAUGAAUAUAGCUGCCUUCAGACAGAAAUAAUUUGAUAUCCUGAC
This is a messenger RNA of Notechis scutatus (mainland tiger snake), 1414 nucleotides long. RefSeq names its product glucose-6-phosphatase catalytic subunit 1-like. Gene Ontology annotation, biological process: glucose 6-phosphate metabolic process; gluconeogenesis. Lineage: Eukaryota; Metazoa; Chordata; Lepidosauria; Squamata; Elapidae. Gene Ontology annotation, molecular function: glucose-6-phosphatase activity. The record is from RefSeq and is a predicted model, not a curated record. Gene Ontology annotation, cellular component: membrane.